Messenger RNA from Phasianus colchicus (ring-necked pheasant), 2438 nucleotides. RefSeq names its product WD repeat domain 76 (gene WDR76). NCBI's taxonomy places the organism in Eukaryota, Metazoa, Chordata, Aves, Galliformes, Phasianidae. Gene Ontology annotation, biological process: regulation of DNA damage checkpoint. Gene Ontology annotation, cellular component: nucleus. The record is from RefSeq and is a predicted model, not a curated record. Gene Ontology annotation, molecular function: DNA binding; protein binding.
GGUGCGGGCCGGGGGCGCGGCGGGGAUCUCGGCGGGCUUCCAGCCGUCCCGGCCCCGCGAUGCGACGCAGCUGCGGGGUGCGAUUCCAGCACGGCUCCGUUCCACCGAUCGGGGCGGCCGUGAACGCAGCCCGGCUCUCCACAGCCGAACGGCCCCGUUCCGGCGCCGCGCACCGAACGCCGCCCCGCCCCGCCCCGCGGAAGGCGCCCGGGAGAGGCGGAGCCGCUGCGGGACGCGGGAAGGGCCGGAUCCGCCCCGCGAGGAGCGCCGCGCUGAUGGCGGCGGAGAGCGGGACGGCGGCGGCGGAGCGCCGGGAGUUGUCGCCGCGCUCCCAGCAGCAGAUGCAGGAGCGCACCCCGCCGCCCCCCGCCGCGCCCCCCCCGGCCCCGCAGCCGGCCCCGCGCCGCUCCCCGCAGCUCCGCGUGCUGCUGACGCCGCUCCCCGCGCCGGGCCGGCGGCUGCCCCAGAAGCGGCUGCUGGGCGCCUACGACGGGGCGGCGGGGGGGGACGGGAAGCGGCGGCGCGCGGAGCCCUGCGGCCCGGAGCGCGCGGACAGCGGGUCGGACGGCGACGCCGACAGCGACGGGACGGAGUUGGGGCAGGACGGGAGCCCGCAGCUGUCGGCGUACGAGAGGAAACGGCUGAAGAACAUCUCCGAGAACGCCAAAUUCUUCGCCGCUUUGAAGCUGCACGAGUCAGCCGCAAGACUCCACCAAAUCACAGCUAAAGGACCAUCUCAUGUCACCAGGAGAGCAAAGCCCAGGAAGGCUGAGGGCAGCACAGUGCAGCGCAGGUCCAUGCGGCUCCAGAGGAUGCAGCCCCCAGAGGUCCCCCAGGUGGAGGCACCGGCGCAGGAGGAGGAAUAUCCCCAGGUCCCCGCUGGACCGCUGCCCAUGGCCGCGGAUGGGCAGGAGGAGAGCAGUGAUACAGCAUUGCUGGGCACCUGGCUGCGGCUGAGCGAGAUGAACACUAACGACACUGAAAAGCCCACGUGUGACAUGAAGAGGUACCAGGCUGCCCUGAGCAGCAUGCUGCUGCGUGAGGAUGGCAUCAGGAAGGUGGUGAGCAGCCGUGUGUGCUCCGUGGCCAUCCACCCCUCAGAGAGCACCGUGCUGGUGGCAGCUGGUGACAAGUACGGUCACGUCGGGCUCUGGGACGUUAGCUGUACAAGCGAGGGAGGAGCACACAUCUUCACCCCACACAACUUAUCCGUCAACUGCAUGCGCUUCUCGCCCUCCCACCCCGCACAGCUGCUGUCCCUGAGCCACGACUCCCUGCGCUGCGGGGACGUCAGCAGGGCGGUGUUCGAUGAGAUAUGCAGAAGUGAGGACAGCCUCUCCUCCUUUGAUUUCCUGGAAGACAGCGCCUGCACGGCCAUCGUGGGGCUCUGGGGGGGCACAGUGGCUGUGGUGGACAGGCGGACCCCGGGGACGUCGCCGGAGCUCUCUGCAGACAUCGGCUUCAAAGUGACGAGGACGGUGGACGUGCACCCCGUGGACAAGCAGUACUUCCUUGCUGCUGGCUCUGUUGAUGUCUGUGUCUACGACGUCCGAUGGCUGCGGCGCAGUGGGAACAAAGCUGUGAGCACCCUGCAUGGGCACACCAAGAGCGUGGCCUCUGCCUACUUCUCACCCGUCAGCGGGCGGCGCGUGGUCACAGUGUGUGCAGACGACAAGCUGAGGGUUUACGACACCAGCUCUUUAUCGGCCACCUCUGCCCUCCUCAGCACUGUCAGGCACAACAACAACACGGGCCGCUGGCUGACGCGCUUCCGCGCCGUGUGGGACCCCAAGCAGGAGCAGUGCUUUGUGGUGGGCAGCAUGGCGCGGCCGAGGCAGAUCGAGGUGUUCCAGGACACGGGGGAGCUGCUGCACGCCUUCUGCAACCCCGAGUGCCUGGGCUCGGUGUGCUCCAUCAAUGCGUUCCACCCCACCAGGAAUGUCCUCGUGGGUGGCAACUCCAGUGGCCGCCUGCACGUCUUCAUGGAGUAGGGAGGGGCACGGGGGGCUGUCCUGCAUGGAGCUGCGGGGGAGCAAACUGCGGCUUAUAAGUGCUUUAUCUGUGUUUGUGGUUAGGCAUUCCUUUCAAUAAAAAGAUACUAAGCUAAAGGUGGCAGCCAGCGGGGUUUAUACCAAAAGAGCUGUUUUCCCUGGUGAGGGACUAAUGAGGGAAGGUCUGGGGCACAUCCGAGGGGCAAGUGGCACAUCUGGGGGAACAUCUGGGCCCCGGGGGGUACAACUGGAGGCACACCUGUGGCAUGUCUGGGGGAACUGGGAGGCACAGCUGGGAGAACAUCUGCGGGCACAACUGGACGCAUCCUGGGGCACAACGUGGCACAUCUGGGCAACAUCUGGGGACACGUGCCACACCUGGCUGUCACCUUGCUGCUGGCUCCAUGGCCUCACGCUCAGCUUUGAGGUGUGCGAGAGCAAACAAAU